Dioscorea cayenensis subsp. rotundata (Guinea yam) is the source of this 1945-nucleotide messenger RNA. Its product is annotated as RING-H2 finger protein ATL13-like. The record is from RefSeq and is a predicted model, not a curated record. The coding region runs from base 441 to 1823 and encodes 460 amino acids. Lineage: Eukaryota; Viridiplantae; Streptophyta; Magnoliopsida; Dioscoreales; Dioscoreaceae. The transcript has a single exon.
UGCAUGGAAGAGGAAGGAAUUGAAUUAUAUUGAAUUUGUGCAAUUGCCAUUGCUGCACAUGCUUUUGUUUCUGUAAAGUCAAUCAAAAGAAGAAGAUUACAACCUCUCUCUCUCUCUCUCUCUCUCUCUCUCUCUCUCUCUCUCUCUCUUUCUCUUUCUCUCAAAAUCAUCAUUGAAUGCUCAUUUACCACCUUACCAUACUAAGCACAAGAGCCAUCUAUCCAUUCAUAUCCCUUUUGCAUCAUCAUUAUCAUCAUCUUUCAUUGCAUUUACUCCAAGAAAACACCUCCUCAUCUUUUCCUCUUCUCAUCUUCUCCUUUUCAAUCUCAAAAAGAUGUCAUCUUGCAUGAAGAUCUGGUGAGUUUUCUGUCCUCUGUUUUUUUUUUCUCUCUGUUUCUCUGUUCCUCUGUUUUCUGUUUCUCUGUUUCUUUGAUGGAAUUAUGAGUCUUGGAAAGCCACCAUUACCAUUCUUCCAAUCCUUAUCAUCUCCACCACCACCACCACCACCACCACCACCUUUCACAAAUUCCCAAAGCAACAGCAUAGAAAACAAGAUCAGUCCAAGCAUUCUGCUCAUCACUGUAAUCUUAGCAGUCAUCUUCUUCAUCUCUGGUUUGGUUCAUCUCCUUGUUAGAUACCUUCUCAGGCCUAUAAAUAGAGAACCAGAAGAGAUUGACAAUGUGACAGUCCUCCAAGGCCAACUACAGCAGCUCUUCCACCUCCAUGAUGCAGGAGUGGACCAGUCUUACAUUGACACUCUCCCAAUCUUCCUCUACAAAGCCAUUAUUGGCUUGAAGGAUCCUUUUGAUUGUGCUGUUUGUUUGUGUGAGUUUGAAGCUGAUGACAAGCUAAGACUUCUCCCCAAAUGUAGCCAUGCUUUCCAUCUUGAAUGCAUUGACACUUGGUUGUUGUCCCACUCUACCUGCCCUCUUUGUAGGAGUUCUCUCCUGCCUGAAUUUUCCCCAAGUUGUAGUAGUCCUAUGCUCCUUGUUCUUGAGUCUGCUAGUGAGAGCUCUAGAGAGCCUGAUUCUGAAAGGAUUGAUGUUGGAGAUGAUGAAUUGAGGACUUCACUUAGUGGUGAUGUUCAUGUUAAUCAAAAACAAGCUGAAAUUGAUGCCAAGGAUGAGGUUGUGACAGUGAAACUUGGAAAGUUUAGAAAUGUGGAAACUAGUGGAGUUGCUGCAAUUGGUGAAGGUGAAGGUUGUAGCAAUGUGGAAACCAAUAGGAAUUUGGAUCAAAGGAGAUGUUUCUCUAUGGGUUCAUUUGAGUAUGUUAUGGAUGAGAGUUCAUUGCUGCAAGUGUCCAUUAAGUUAAGCAAGAAAAGGCCGGCAGCAAUUCAGAAACCCGGUCACCGGGGAGCAAUGUCCGAAUGCGAUUGCCAUUCGAGAAGAGAAGGAUUCUCCAAAGCUUUCGAUCAUUCAUCGAGAAGUUUCGAAUCAAUUCAAGGCAAUGCAGGUGGUGGUGUUGGCAGCAGUAGCAGUAGCAGUAGCAAUAAUUUGCAGAAAAAAGAGAGCUUUUCGAUAUCGAAAAUUUGGCUGAGACAGAAAAAGAAAAGUUCUGUAGUUUCCGGUGAUUUUUCGACUCGUGCAUUCUCAUUUAGAUUGUCAUUGGUUAGAGGUGUAACCGGGGACUCGAAGAUGAAGAGCAAUGUUUCGGAGCCUGAUGAGUUGCAGAAGAGUGGAAGUAGUGAAUUCGGUGUCGAUGUAGAGAUUGGAAGUAGUAAUUCUGGUGCUGUUUUGAAGGCAGAAGAAGGUCCUUCAUUUGCUAGAAGAACAUUGCUAUGGUUAGGAGGAAGACAGAACAAAGUAGUGAAUCAUGUCUGAAAUUAAUUAGAGUUUUGAAAUUUUGGUAUUUGUUGAUUACACAUAUGAUUUAGCAGAAAUCUUUGAUGCUUUUCUUGAUAAUUUCUGCAUUGAAUUUGAUCAUGAAUGCAAUUCUAUUCACA